Messenger RNA from Suillus discolor, 168 nucleotides. RefSeq lists its product as uncharacterized. The transcript has a single exon. Lineage: Eukaryota; Fungi; Basidiomycota; Agaricomycetes; Boletales; Suillaceae. The annotation marks the transcript as partial. The record is from RefSeq and is a predicted model, not a curated record.
AAGGAGAAAUUUUCAUUCAUGCAUGGCCUAACAGGGGUUUUAGAUCGCUUCUCAGAAGGUCUAUGCACAUGGAAGAUCUUGCCAUCCUUGCUUGAGGAGGUACGUGUCCUAUCCCUAUUUCCAAUUCAAGCUGCAGAACUGAUGGUACGCCGUUUCGUUGGCAGAUGA